Molecule: messenger RNA, 3153 nt
Organism: Harpegnathos saltator (Jerdon's jumping ant)
Lineage: Eukaryota; Metazoa; Arthropoda; Insecta; Hymenoptera; Formicidae
Exons: 6
Coding region: 593-2404 (603 amino acids)
Biological process (GO): regulation of transcription by RNA polymerase II
Cellular component (GO): nucleus
Molecular function (GO): RNA polymerase II cis-regulatory region sequence-specific DNA binding; DNA-binding transcription factor activity, RNA polymerase II-specific
Source: RefSeq, a predicted model, not a curated record
AAAGCCGCGGUGACGCGGCCGCUCUCAGACUUCUCGCAUCGUUUCGUUAAUCCACGCGAGGAAAGCGUAGAUCUCUUUCUCCCGAUUCUCCCGGAAUAUUCCUCCGGAAAGUACCAUUCCAAGAUGAUCUCGCGAAGAAGAGGAGCCCUCGGGAAUUAUCGAUAGCUUCAGUCGCUCGCAGAAAGGCAGGAGCCGCGUGUCCAAGCCGAGGACGAGGACGAGCCGGCGGGCCGCCGGCGAGGAUGUGAGAGAGCCAUCGGCGGGACGCGGCGUCGAGGUGCGAAGCAGGAAAUAAUACGGACGGCGCUUCUCGGCUUUCGGUGGCGUGCUCGAGGGUGGGGCGAGCGCCAGCAGGUCGUGGAUCGAAUUAGUCUGGACUCGCUCGGUUCCUCGCGAGCUCUUGUGGCGGCAGAACGCGGCGCUCGUGCACAGCUGGUUCGGACGGUAGCAGCCGGCCUUCGCGCUGAGACGAGCGACGAGAAGCGGUGAGGAGAGGAGAGGAGAGGAGAGCCGCGCGCGUGUGUGACGCGGUUAGCAAUCGGUGUCUGUAUAUCGCUGGUGUGCAUCGUUGGUGCGCGGACUGACGGCAGUGAUGUCGUUGCCGGACAUUAACCUCAUGGAUUUCCUGGACGAGGCGUUCCUCAAGGAGGACGUCAAGGACGAGAUGUUCGCCGACCACAUCUGCGACGACGUCACCGCGGCCGAAGAAUUCGCGACGUCCACGUCGGACGACUUGCUGGCCACGAUCAUGAAGCUGCAGGAGGAGAAUCCAGACUUCCUGAUCGAGAAGGACCUGGAAGACACAAGCCCGUUCUCCUUGUCGGACAGCGGGCUGUCCAGCACGCAGAGUCUCUCCUAUGAGCAGCAGCUGAGUCCGCUGUUCAUCAAGAACGAGGACGAGCAAAUCGAGAUCGUCAACUCCAACCUGAACAGCCCGCAGGACCUCAUGGACUUCGAGCCUGUGGCCAGCCCGAUCCAGUCCCUUGGCAGCGUCGACAGUCCCGUGCGGUCAGUCAUGAGUUCCAAUAUUGGCUCGCCGGCCACAGACGUCGCAGAGGAGAUGGACUAUGGACAGACGUUGGUCGCCGUGGUGACGCCGAACAACACCAUGCCGAGUGCCAACGCGAACACUGCGAUCGUCGCGGAAGAGCCGGCAGCGCCAACACCCAAGCAGCAGCAGCAGCAGCAGCAGCAGCAGACGCACGUCACGCCGCAGGAGAACACGCUAAACGUGCGCAACUUGACGUGCAACGGCAAGCGGAAUAUUCGGCAGUUGAUACGCGUCACUCCGAUGGGCUCCGGUAAUCCGCGCUCUAUCCUGCUGCCCGUCAGCCUGAAGGACAUGAAGGAGGUCCGAGCCAUCAAAAUUAUCAACGCCACACAGGCGAGAAAUCUGAAAGGCUUCAAGAUCAAUCAGGCGAACAUCAUCAACAAACCUGUGCAGAUGACCAUCAAGCAGGAAGAUUCCAGCAGCGAGAAGGGCUGCAACUCCAGCGAGGAGAUGUCGGAAACAGACUCGCCCUACCCGCGGCUGAAACUGAACGCCGAGGAGAAGCGACUGCUGCAGAAGGAGGGCAUCACCUUGCCGAGCCAUUAUCCGCUGACCAAGCACGAGGAACGCGAGCUGAAGAGGAUCAGGCGCAAGAUCCGCAACAAGAUAUCCGCCCAGGACUCCCGCAAGAGGAAAAAGGAGUAUGUGGACGGGCUAGAGGACCGCGUGAAGCAGUGCACGGAGGAGAACAUGACGUUGCUGAAGCGCAUCAAGACCCUUCAGACGCAAAAUCAGAGUCUGGCCGGGCAGCUGAAGAGACUGCAGGCGCUCAUACAGAAGGGCAACAAGAGCGCCCAGCCGGCGACCUGCCUCAUGGUGCUGCUGCUCUCUCUCGCUCUCGUCGUUGUGCCGAAUCUGCGGCCGCACUCCAACAACAACAACAGCGACCUCACGCAGGAGCAAGAGCAGCCGGAGAAGAUGCCGUUGGCUGGUCGCUCGAGGACUUUGCUGUACACGAAGCAGCAGCUAAUGGACGAGGAGCUUCAGCAGUGCGACGAGGAGCUGCUGCAGGAGGUCGAGGGGCUUCUGGAUCACGACUACGGCCCGGUGAUACAGAUGCCGCUCUGCAAGCGCGCUCGCCUCGAGAGCGAGACGGCGCCCAAGUACAUCUCCUCGGUGAACCACGUGGGGGGCACGCUUGGGUCCAAGCCGGACGUCCUGGCCUCGAAGGCGGCUAGGAAGUACAUUGAACCGCCGUUGGACGACGUAUGGCCACCGCCGAAUCCGGGAGGACCAAAGACCGCCGCCAGGGUGGUGGACAAGCUGGAGGCGCUCGCCAACGAGCUGAAAAUCAACAUCUCCGAUAUCGAGGGCACCAGGACGGUCCUCGUGAAGAUGCCGCAUGAGAAAUAACGCGGAGCGACUUCUGCCCGGCGAUCGUGAGCGCCGCGGUAGCUUAGGAAUUUUCUGGAGAGGAAGGGGGAAAAGCCCGAGUGCAGGAUUCGCACCUCAGCGCUUUGCUACAGAAAGCAUAAUAUACGCUGAAAUUCACCCGUGCUUGGCCGUUGCUGAGAGCGAGGGUCGCCUAAGACCGAGAGCGCAUAGGAGGAAAAGAAGAACUCGCAAGUAGCGAGACUUGAAUGGCGGGAAAAUCGACCGAUCGCUUGUUCCUGGGUCCUAAGGACAAUUGGUCUUGGUUGGUCGGUUCGCUGGUUUGAGUUUUACUGCUUGCUCACACUGUUGCUGUUUACUCGCAUUUUUCUAUGUGCUCUCGGCCCGACUGUUGUUGCUGCUUACCCGACAAUCAUGAGGAUAUACAUGAGGGUGGUUCAGAAUAACCUGUAUCUUUUUAAUGAUAUGCGGGUCAGUCUGUAUCUGGAGACGAAUGCGCAAGAAGUUUGAGUAAUUUUCGAGCUGAGGAAUGUCCAGGCAUGCGUGGAUUUCGGUGCACUUUGAAUAUUUGAGAUAACGCAUUUUCUGAUCAUUGUGGAACGGUGCUUGUCUGUAUUGUCUAUUAUUUCGUAGCGUAACGAUCUCCAUUCAAUGUUAAAUUAUGAAUCAGAGAUGACCACAGGAGAAGUUCGCCUGAGAAUGUCUUUCGCUCGCUAGGUGUGGUUAUAAUAUAAACACCUGCAUACAACACCACACCGUACACACACAUA